ACAAUACUUGCAACAUAAAAAAUAUGUAGGCAUAUAACUCAUUAGUCACUGCUUUCCAUGUAUGGUAAUUGAUAAGGUUCAAUCCACCAGACUAAAGCGUUCCAAAAUAUGCACAUUGCAUUGCACCUCUUACUGCUGGUUACUUUUCCAGCUGAUUAUAUCCAUGUACCCCAGAAGACAGAAGUUCAGUUCAGUCCAGUCCAAUUCACUUAAUCAAGUCCAUAGUAUUAGCCUAUAUUUAAACCAACAAAAUUUGUUCUUGAAGAAAAUAUGUAGGCAUAUGCAACCCAGUAGUCACUGCUUUCCAUGCUUGGUAAUUGAUAAGGUUCAAUCCAUCAGACUAAGGCCCUCCAAGAUUUGCACAUUACAAUUGUUUAGUAAAGCAUGAUGGGAAGUUGCUUCUUUCCAUUUUUAAUUGAUAAUCACUCCAAACCAGGCUACAAAAACAACUUAUCAUCCAACUGCUGCCAAAGGAUCCAUGCACAGCAUUAGCUUAUCUGCUUAAUACCUUUCACUAGUCCUGAACUCGUUUUCCAAAUUGCUAAUCUUGUGGGAAGGAAAGUUUCAUGUUAGCCUCUUGCAAUCUCAAGGAUUUCAACAUCAUAGUUAUAUAAAAGAACCAGAUAUCAAAAUGUGCUGGUUAGACUUCAAAAGAAGGAUUGAGGUUUAAUCUAGAACUAAAGUAUGAAUGUAGGUAUUGCAAAGUAAAAAACUUGAGUUAGUUAUUUAAUUGAACCUUUUAUGUUAAAGUACUCAUGAAAAUAAAAUCAACAAGUCUAUGGGUUUAUUCAAGAAAAUAUUGUUAAUGUGUUAGAAAUAAUGUAGAUAGGCUUUAAUGUAAUUACAUUGACCAUAAGUUAUGUAUUUAUGCCUCUUAGUAUAUAUAUUAGGGGUAAUUGCACUGACCUCCCUCAAGGUUUGAUGUUAUUGCACUGACCUCCUCUCUAUUUUGCAAAAUGCAUUGAUCUCCCCUUCUUCGUAUAUCAUUUAGAACAACAAAUGAGUGCUGAGUAUUAUAAUAAUAAUCUUAGGGGAAGUUCGUGCAAUAAUGAUAUACAUUAAGGGAGAUUUGUGCAAUGAUUGCAAUAAAGUAAGAGUGGUUAGAAUAACCUUGGGGGACGUCAUUGCAAUUUUCCCUCUUCCAUUGUGUAAUUCUAACACAUAUUCAUCCCAAAUCUUCCGUUUCUCACUCGCACUCUCAUGAUAUCGGAGCUUAUUCUAUAUCCGAUAUUGUGCCACCAAACUACCAAUAAUCAACUUAUGCCUACAACUUUCCGGGGGCAACCUACCUUGGUCCCCAUUCCCCAAUGCAAUAUACUUGGUCUGUGGCUUUUCCAGUGCAAUCAACAUGGCCUCAUGGAUUUCUAGUGCAAUGAGAAAAAUUGAUAGCCUAUAUCAGGUCCAAGGCUGUAAAGAACAAGCAAAUAAGUUUGCCUAAAAAAUUGAAUCGAACUUCACAAAGGCAAAUUAAAGGGAGAUUACAACUAUAGGAAAAUAAAAGAAACUCAAAACCAAAGGUUCAUCAACUGUAGAGUAUGAGUGGAGUAACCCUCUUUAGCACAAAAUUGAACUAACAGUAGAUGUUUUCACCAGUAGAUUAGGCAACAAUAAGAAACAGUUCAUAUUUUUCUGAAAUUUGUUAUAGGUGCUACUAUACUCUGAAAGUUAAAUGCAAAAAUAUUUAAAAGCAGGGCAGUUUCUAAGAAUAAGCACUCAAUGGCUAAUUAUAAUUGUAAUAUUUAACUAAGAUGUAGUAAUGUGACCAUAAAUGUUACUCAUUUCAAUUGCUGCUGCUUUGAAUUGUUUGGCGAGCUAUGAUUCAUUCAUAUUCAUUAUUUUCCACUUCAUUUGCACAUUCAUUUUCUACUAUCUCUCUUCUCUUUCAAUCACAUCACCCAUCACAUCUCUUAUACUUACUUCCUCUUUUCUUCAUUUCCCUCUUUUCUCUCCACCCCCUUUUAAUUUAAAAUGGAGUUUCAAUGAAACUUUUUCCUUAUUUGGCAAUCACAUUGCAUGCCUUGGUUCAUAAUGUAUGCGAGUUACAUCAAAUUUCAGUGUUAUGAACUUUCGUACAUUUUCAAGUACUUGAUGGUUUAUAGUGCAUUAAAUCUACUGGUUCAGUAAGACAAUAAGUUCAUCCAGCUCUCAUAUCAGAAGCUGCAGCAAGUGGUAAUAUCUGUUCAGUGUUUGUGUGUUUAAAUCUGAGUGCUACUCUCAUUAUGCAACACAAAUAUAAUUGUGGGGGAUGAAAGUAGACUUGCACUGCCUACAAUGUGAAAUUUGUCUUCUUGUCAGUUUCCAUUUUCCUUUACAUCUUUUUCCUUUACAUCUAUCAGUAUCACUGCCAAUUAAGACCCAUUCAAAAACUGACCUAUAUUAAGAAAAUGGUGAGAUGUGAAGAAAAGUGCAAUUCAGAAUUCUUUCUUGAUUUCCCAUAAGGAAAUCUAUGUUCAUUUGUAUUAUGGCACCUGAUCACAUUAGUCUGAUUACAUAAGCAAUAACCUAAUUCUUCUUUCUCAUCUCUUAAGUCAUAAUGCUAAUUGAAACCUACGGUUUGUUGUAUACAAAGGUAUGAAUGUGUAUGCAAUGAAUGGGGAGAAUAAGAUAUUCUAUUGACAGAAGAAAACACCACAUAUAGGAGGAAAAUACAUCAAAGUUAAGUUGUUUAUGUCUACGGUGUUCAGUAAAAAACCGAGCCAUCAUGAUACAUUGACAUAAUAACCAUUGAUAUAACAUUUUAAAAUUCAACGGAUAUGAUUUACUUUGAAAAUUACAUUAAUGUCCUUUCUCACCCGCCCAACAAAAUUUCAUGGCCACCGUUUUUCAUGUACCAUCAACUUCUCUGGAGAUCAACAAUCUAUCACGGCGAAGGUAUAGUCGUCGCUGGGAAGUGUAAGCCCAUUCAUCCUUAUUUUUCAGCUAACAUAAGCACAUUGUAACUCAUUAUCGGCCACCACUUUUACUGGAAACCACUUAUGCACAUCUCGUCUCCCCUCGAUGUCAGCGCACCAUUCUCCCUCAUUAAGAGCACACGUGAUUUUGUCGUUGAAACCUGCUCUGUCUCCCUCUGUAAUGGCCUUGAUUAGGUUUACCCUGAUGUUGUUUAUCUUUGUUUCCUUGAAGGGAUGUCAAAUCCAAGCCAUAAUCUUAAUCAUAAAACCAGGAAUGGGUCCAUUCCACUAGCUCUUCUUCUUGUGAUAAUAAAUAGAGGGGUGCGCUUUCCCUUUGAAUGUGUAGAUCUUCCGGCCCUCGUGCCUAGCUUUACUUAAUGCUCCUGAAGUCCAAAAAGGAAACUGAGUGGACCAGGGGCAGCGAAGUUAAGUGACAGAAAUGGUAGUCGUGGACUGGUACUGCCUAGAGAAUUGCAGUGUGUGAGAGGAGUCAGGGAGCAACGAGGCCCCUAACAACGAAACAAAUUGAUGAAGCUCACGGUGGUGGCAACAUGCAUUGUUGAUGGUGCUUCGAGCGGCGGAUCUCCUGGGAGAAAGGAGCUGAGAACAUCCACCUCCUCGUUUAGCAAGGCCAAGCUUGAAUGGCGAUGGGCUUAUACUUUCUAGGUUUGCAGCUGAGUAGAAGGGCAAAAACAAAAUUGCAACACUAGAGUUAGGAUAUGAUUGUCAUUGCAGACUUGAUCCAUCGUGGUUCACUUACAAAAUAACCCACGACAGACAUAGCCAUCAAAGUUUGACAAAAGAGAUACCAAAGUUAUCCAAAGAGCAAAACCCCAAAUCAAAUUUCCCAUGGUAGAUCAAAUGACAAACUUAAAAAAAUUGAAGACAAUGUUUAAUUCUAGUUAUAUCAAUUACAAGAGAUAACCAAAUAACUAAUGCAUUUCCGUUAAGUUUUGAGCUCUCCUUACAAACAUAUCAGAAAAGUCAUUGAGGAAACUACUCUUAAAGGGUGAAGUCAGUAUUCCCAAAACAACAAAACUUUAUCCAAAUGAAUGUUGCUAAUGAUCAGUAUAAAUAUAUGUAUCUACUAGUCUUGAAGCUAGAUAUGUAGGCUUCGUGAGGCCUCCAAACAUGGAACAGCUCAGCGUUACUAUUAAAAAUGCAAAAUCAACAUCGUCUGCAAAGAAUGCUUUGUAAAGCAUUAUAGCUAGUUUUUGCUUCUAAUUUCUGUUGAUUUGUUCCAAGCAAAAACUCCAAAUUCCUGCGGUUGAUCCAAGGAACAAAAUAGAGCUACGUUUCAUUCACAAUCCUAUUAUUUUCCACUUCAUUUAUACCACACUUUCUAUCUAUCUCUUUCUCUCUCUCCUUUAUAUCUCUUCUCUCCACUCCAUUUAAACAUAAAAUGAAGUGUGAACAAUUUUUUUUCCUUUCUAUUUUUAGUAUGUGCAAUGGUGUGGCCAUAGUGGCUUCAUGUUAACGACUUAUCGAGCAUAUCUGUCUCAAUGAGAGUAUGAACUUUGGCUUCACGCGGAACAUCUGUUAUGAACCAUACACAACAGUGCAUUCCUUCUAACAAUAUGUUAUCAAGAAGGAGCAUUAAUAUAUUCCUGCAGUAUAAAAUAUAAAUGAGUAAAAAGUGGAGGGACCGACAAGAAUGCACUGUGGAAGAAUUAGGAGUUGAAAACCCUCUUUAACCAUGCAUGUCAUCACUUAAUAGCUUAAUGGCCAUGUCGAUUUAUUUAGUGUAAGGUAUAGUUGUCUUUGUACUGUCCACGUCUCAACCUGGCUGGUGAGAAGGGAGUGUGCUAGAUAUAGAUCCAUCCAUGAGCCUUCACUUGAUAGCCUAAGCUUUUACCCUUGACAGGAAUGAAGAUUUGAUGUGCUUUGAUGUAUGAACAUGCUUAGAAAGGGGAGCAGUAUUAACCAAACUAUGAAUCCAAAAGAUUUGAUUUUCAAUUGUAGUAAUCAAUCAUAGGCCACGGGAACUCAUCCAAUUUAAUUCUUUAAAAGUAUGUUAAGAGUCAAGAUUCUCUACUAAUACAUGCGUCUGGAAUUUGAUUAUUUCAAGAAUUGUUGAAUUAAUCAAAUUUCUAGAUUUCCAUAAUCUCCAAAACCACAAUCACCAAAUCUAGCAAAAAAAGCCUUGCUAGAAUUCGAAUUUCUCAAGAAACACGAAUUUGUUUUAUUAGAAUUUGGGUUAAGUUUAAAUCUUUUCCAAAAGUUAGUUGGGGUGAGUAUUGCUCCACCAUAUGUAAGGACUUAUUUAGCUAUAUUUCUAGUUUAUGUUAGACCUUAACACACCUCCUCACGCCCCAAAUUGGACAUUUGGAGUGUCAAAUUUGCUUGAAUGAACAUUUGCGAGCAGGCCAUAUUUGGGUGGUCUCUGAUAAAUGGGAUUUAGUCUGAUUGUUCUACCCUAUAUAAAGACUUAUUUAACCAUAUCUCUAGACUCUAGUUAAUGUGAAUGUGAGAUCUUAACAUGUUCAAGCACCUCAUCCAAAGGAACAAUUCAAGUUAGUUAUCCUUGCUCCACAUCUCCAUCACAUCAACAUUAAUUUCAUAGAUCACAUUCAAACUCAUUCAAGCAGAUCAAAUUUGAAGAUGCAAACAAGAUCUAGAGAGAGAGAAUUUGAAUUAACUCAAUUAACAAAUGAAUUAUAAACAGUUAAGAAUAAUUCUUAAGAGCAUUCACAAGAGAAAAAGAAAACCCCUCAGUAUUGAUUCAAAGGUUCAGCAAUCUAUGGAAGAAAACUAAAAAAUGCAGGGAAAAAAAAACCUGGAGAGAACAAGAGAAUAUUCUAGACUAAAGAUGGCUCUGGAAUCUCCAAAUCAUAACAAAUGAAUAAUUGGUUCUGUACUAUUUCGUUUCCUACCUAUUUAUACACGUUCUAAAGUUGUUUUUCUGAGUUCCACUUCAAUUGUGUAUAAAUUUUGAGCCAAAUAGAACAAGUUGGCCCAAGUCCCUUGUAAUUGGGACCACAUAUAACUUAGUUAUGACCAUCAGAAUGCUAAACUUGUAACUCUCUGACUACAUGGAUUUACACCCUCUAAACAUCUCACAGGCAGAGAUAUCUUUAUGUUAAAUAUAGCCUUGUAUGUAAACUACAAGUUGGCUCUGGUUUAGUCUCAUUUGUACAUUUAUACCAACUACCCCAAAAGUUUAACAUGUUGGUUGAAGACACAUGAACCAUUUUAUAUCAUAUUUUCAACACACUCUCAUGGAAGUCCAUUGCCCUUAAUCUGUAGCGCAGCCAUGAUGCUAGUAUCAUCACUGGCCCAAUUAGCUCUUGCAUGGACAAUGCAUAGGCUCAUCCACAUUGUGCUUAAAUUCAUAAUUCUUAGAAUAAUAGAGCAACAAGAAUUGAAUCCCAUGCCACUUGUUCAUUGAGACUUUGAUACCAUGUCAUAAACUAACUAUCCCAAAACUUAAGUUGUUGGUAAAGACAGAUAAUGAUCUUACGUUAUAUUGGUAACAAUCUAUAGAUCCAAAUAUAUAGACAACUUUUAUGUAAAGGUCAUGUUGUCAGGACCAGUCUCAACUGUGCAGUAAAAAUUGCAUACGGAAGGAGGCUGAUUCAGGUCUCGGGCCUCUUUAUUGAAAAUGUGGAUCUCUGUCUUAACUUUCCAGCAAGACAAAAAUAACUUCAAUUAGCCAAGUGUAGCUUGAGAUAUGCCUUGUAGGAGAUAAUGUCAUGAGCACUAAAAAUUCCAAUUUAAGCAUAAAUUGAGACAAAGGUGUAGUUAAGCCCACUUACUCAGCUUCCUAAAAACAUGUAGCAUUUCUAACUAACUACUCACUCAGAAUAAUGACUUAGUGAGCAGCUCUAAUGUUGAGAAGCCUAAGCUGAUCAGGUUGCGCUUCCUGAACAUAGAGCUCACAUUUCUAUCAUGCACCAAGAUGUUGGAUGUCGGAUAAGCCACCGAUAACAUCACGUGAUGAAGAUUACUCACGGGAUGAGCGGAGAUCAGCAUUAAGGGGAUCAUCUCCUGUCUCCAAUAGAGAGCAUAGAGGACGCCAUGAUAGCCCUGAACCACAUUAUUCUGACAAAUCCAAGCUUAGUGAUAAAAGUUCAGAGCCCAGUGAGGUUUUAUGGGUUGGGUUCCCAGCUCAGUUAAAGGUGGAAGAAUCCAUUCUGAGAAGGGCUUUUUCUCCAUUUGGUGAGAUUGAGAAGAUUACUACAUUUUCAGGUCGUAGCUAUGCCUUUGUUCGGUUCAGAAGUCUGACUUCAGCAUGCAGAGCAAGAGACAACCUGAGGGGAAAGCUAUUUGGGAACCCCCGUGUGCAUAUUUGUUUUGCCAAGAGUGAUGCAGGUUCAUCAAGCAGUGGGAGGAGCUCAUUGAAUGCUCCUCUUUCCCCACUUUACAAGCCACGUGAUCGUGAUGGAUCUUCUGAGAAUCUCAUUCUGGAUAGGAGCUUCGGUGGAGAUCGGAAUAUUAGUUCUCCAAACCUUUACCGGAAUCGGGAUUCUGGAGAUUCUGGUUCUUAUGAUUUUAACCUUAGGGGGGGUUCUUCAUGGACUGGGGGAAAUAACACAAAUGAGCAAAGGAACAUUGGACAGAAGGGAACUUCGCUAGGAGCACCACAUGAAUUCUAUGGACAUAUAAAUAGUCCACCAAGAGAAAGAAAUGUUCAUCUGGGUGAUUUCCCACAGAAAUUUCCUCAAAGGGGUGCAUUCUUUGAAGAUCAGCAGGCCAUGCCAGAAGAUAUCCCCUAUCUACAUGAGGCUAAAAGGCUAAGGACUGGUCCUUCUUCUCCUGAGGGAGAGCUUCCAGAGUAUCCUUUCUCUGAGUUCGAAAGGCAGAAACAUGUUUUUCCAAGACUGUUACCUGAUUUUCCCCAACGUGAGCAUUUUGAUCAAAGCUUUGAUUCUGGAAAUUUUGCUUAUCGCCAAACACUUGAUCACCGGCCAAAUUCACCUCUGGCUCCUUUAGAUAAUAGGCAUGAAGGAUGGAAACCUUAUGAUAGCUUCCCAAUGGGUCCUGGUACACUGAAUUCCCAAUCAAAAUUUGUUGAGAAGAAAAUAUUCACACCUGAACCUGAUAAUUCAUCUGUAAGUGAGUGGAAAUGGGAAGGAACGAUUGCUAAAGGUGGAACCCCGGUUUGUCGUGCACGCUGCUUCCCUGUGGGGAAGGUCCUGGAUAUCUUGCUACCUGACUUCUUGGAUUGCACUGCAAGAACUAGUUUGGACAUGCUUGCAAAGCAUUACUACCAAGCAGUUGGUGUUUGGGUUGUUUUCUUUGUGCCUGGAAGUGAUGCAGACAUCGAAUUCUACAAUGAAUUCAUGCAUUAUUUGGAGGAAAAGCAGCGGGCUGCGGUUGCCAAGUUGGACGACAAGACGACAGUGUUUCUUGUACCUCCAUCAGAAUUUUCAGAGAAGGUGUUGAAGGUACCUGGUAAAUUGAGCAUAUCUGGCGUCAUUCUCAGGUUGGAGUAUCCUACUUUAAAUCAUGGUCCCAUGCCCAUUGAAGGAGUCAUGAAAAAUGAAAAUCUGUUGUCCUAUAAUGAGAAUGCAUUCAAUCCAAAUUCAUCAUUUCCAUCAGUACGUAUUCCUCCUCCAUCUAUUUCAGAAUAUGGCAAUUCUGGAAUAAGCAAUCAUUCAUUUCUGGGAAAUAAAUUUCCAGCAGCUCCAUCAGUUUCGGACUCAGCUCGUGCUCUGGUUAGCAUGCCUGAAUCUCAUGAUGACCGAAGUCGUUCUUAUCCUCCACUCCCGCCGCAGACAUCUGGACCAAACUGGUCUUCUCACAAUCUGCAGAACUUUAGAUCUUUACCGAUGCAAUUAUCAAGUGCUGCUUCUGAGCCUAUUGCCGAGGAGCGGCAGCCCAUCAUUCCAAGACCAGACAUAAGCUCAGCUCAUCAUUCCAAUGCAAUUUCUGGUAUUCCUUUAUCAAUGCCUGUGGGAGCUCUGGAACCAGAACAACUUGUUCGACUAGCUGAAACUCUUCUGGAGCAAAGGAGGCAAUCUGGAAGCUCGUUGAGCUCGUCCGCUUUCAGUGAUCCUCGGCAGAACAGAUUUGAUGGAUCUGACACCUCCCAGAGGUAUGCAGCAGAGAACAACCUGGUGAAUUCUGAAUUUUCAGCGCCUCAGCUUAGUCAACUUCUACAGUCACAGAUGUCAAACGUGGCUCUACCGCCACAAACAGUUCAAAGGGAACCACAAAGUGAGGUUAAUGGAAAUCAGCAGUUCAGAGAUAGUGGUAGCUUGCAAGCAACAUUACAACUGGCUUCUGCUCUUCUUCAUCAACUCCAGCAGGGAAAACCAAGUUGAGCACUACCAGGGUGUUUGCUGUUGCUUUCGUGGUUCGGCGUUGUAGCAUAAGGUUCUGAAACUAGGAUUACUGGCUGUAAGAUGCAUGGUUAGAUUUUGAGUUUAUGCAGUGGCUUUUAGGCAAUUUGAUUUCGAGUAGAAAUGCUGCAGUUCUUGGUUUUUAGAGUCUGGUUUUAGCUUACACUCAGGACUUUUUCUCUUUCAGAAAAUUUAGUGCCAAACCUUGCUCCUUAUUAGCAUGUUUGAACUUUGAAUCAGCUUGAAUCAAUUCUGGCAUGCAGAAGCUACUCACAGAACCUUCUUCUGAUAAUUGAUUUUGGCUUUAGAAUUAAUUAUAAGAGGAUUUCUAAACA
This is a messenger RNA of Lotus japonicus, 9510 nucleotides long. RefSeq names its product flowering time control protein FPA. Gene Ontology annotation, molecular function: RNA binding. The coding region runs from base 6797 to 9157 and encodes 786 amino acids. Lineage: Eukaryota; Viridiplantae; Streptophyta; Magnoliopsida; Fabales; Fabaceae. The record is from RefSeq and is a predicted model, not a curated record. The transcript is spliced from 3 exons.